ACCAUGGGAUGUACUCUGAGCGCAGAGGAGAGAGCCGCCCUCGAGCGGAGCAAGGCGAUUGAGAAAAACCUCAAAGAGGAUGGCAUCAGCGCUGCCAAAGACGUGAAAUUACUCCUGCUGGGGGCUGGAGAAUCGGGGAAAAGCACCAUUGUGAAGCAGAUGAAGAUCAUCCAUGAAGAUGGCUUCUCUGGGGAAGACGUGAAACAGUACAAGCCUGUUGUCUACAGCAACACCAUCCAGUCUCUGGCGGCCAUCGUCCGGGCCAUGGACACUUUGGGCAUCGAAUAUGGUGACAAGGAGAGAAAGGCCGAUGCCAAGAUGGUGUGCGACGUGGUGAGUCGGAUGGAAGACACCGAGCCCUUCUCUGCAGAACUGCUCUCCGCCAUGAUGCGACUCUGGGGCGACUCAGGGAUCCAGGAGUGCUUCAACCGGUCUCGGGAAUAUCAGCUCAAUGAUUCUGCCAAAUACUACUUGGACAGCCUGGACCGGAUUGGGGCCGCCGACUACCAGCCCACCGAGCAGGACAUCCUCCGAACCAGGGUCAAAACCACUGGCAUCGUGGAGACCCACUUCACGUUCAAGAACCUCCACUUCAGGCUGUUUGACGUCGGGGGCCAGCGGUCUGAACGCAAGAAGUGGAUCCACUGCUUUGAGGACGUCACGGCCAUCAUCUUCUGCGUCGCGCUCAGCGGCUACGACCAGGUGCUCCACGAAGAUGAAACCACGAACCGCAUGCACGAGUCUCUUAUGCUCUUCGACUCCAUCUGCAACAACAAGUUCUUCAUCGAUACCUCCAUCAUUCUCUUCCUCAACAAGAAAGAUCUCUUUGGAGAGAAGAUUAAGAAGUCACCUUUGACCAUCUGCUUUCCUGAGUACACAGGCCCCAAUACCUAUGAAGAUGCAGCUGCCUACAUCCAAGCACAAUUUGAAAGCAAAAACCGCUCACCCAACAAGGAAAUCUACUGUCACAUGACUUGUGCCACAGACACGAAUAACAUCCAGGUUGUAUUCGACGCCGUCACCGACAUCAUCAUUGCCAACAACCUCCGGGGCUGCGGCUUGUACUGACCUCUUGUCCUGUAUAGCAACCUAUUUGACUGCUUCCCGGACUCUGUGCUGUUGACGUUGAUCUCCUGGUAGCAUGACCUUUUGGCCUUUGUAAGACACACAGCCUUUCUGUAUCAAGCCCCCCGUCUCACCCCGACCCCAGAGUGACUGACGGCUGUGUAUUUCUGUAGAAUGCUGUAGAAUCUGGUUUUAGUUGAGUCUUUACAUUUAGAAUUUGAAAGGAAAAACAAACAAAAGUAACACUUAUCAUGUGCUUUGUAGCAUAAAAAAAAGGAAAAUAUUACCAUUUCAUGCAUAUUUCCUUUUUUUCCUUUUGAAAUCCACAUGCGCAUCUGCACCCACACCUGUCCCUUCCCGCGUCAAGG
Messenger RNA from Ochotona curzoniae (black-lipped pika), 1433 nucleotides. RefSeq names its product G protein subunit alpha o1 (gene GNAO1). Lineage: Eukaryota; Metazoa; Chordata; Mammalia; Lagomorpha; Ochotonidae. Gene Ontology annotation, molecular function: G protein-coupled serotonin receptor binding; GTP binding; mu-type opioid receptor binding. The transcript has 9 exons. Gene Ontology annotation, cellular component: heterotrimeric G-protein complex. The record is from RefSeq and is a predicted model, not a curated record. Bases 4 to 1068 code for a protein of 354 amino acids. Gene Ontology annotation, biological process: adenylate cyclase-modulating G protein-coupled receptor signaling pathway; G protein-coupled dopamine receptor signaling pathway.